This is a messenger RNA of Mugil cephalus (flathead mullet), 3470 nucleotides long. Its product is annotated as T-lymphocyte surface antigen Ly-9-like. Lineage: Eukaryota; Metazoa; Chordata; Actinopteri; Mugiliformes; Mugilidae. The record is from RefSeq and is a predicted model, not a curated record. The coding region runs from base 171 to 2033 and encodes 620 amino acids. The transcript is spliced from 7 exons.
UCGUAUGAACUUUGCGACAAGUAAUUUGCUGGAACAAACAACAAAAGUAUCGAAUUCAGAACGCUAGUAUCGAUAAGCCUUGGUAUAUUUAGCUUGAUACGCCCAGUCUUACCCGAUACUCGGGGCGAGCAGAUCUGGUUUGCAGUCAGGUCAUCUUCGCAUGUUUUGAAAUGGCACAUAAAUCUUUCUUGUUGGCUGUUUUUGUGCUGUAUUCAAGUCGAAUUCAAGGGUCCAGUGCUGUGACUGAUGUGUUUGUGAAGAGAGGAGAUGAUGUACUUCUGGAAGUCAUGGAUGAUGCUCCAAAGGAAUUUGAUUUGUUUGUCUGGACAUUUGAUACAAGCAAUAGUAAAAAAUUAGUAAGAUAUUCACCUGGUGGAAAACCAAGAGUCUCUGAAGGUUACACUGGAAGAGUUGAGUUCUCUGUGGAAAAUUACUCAGUGAAAUUGAAGAAUCUACAAGAUGACGACAGUGGAGUUUAUACAGCACGUGUGGUAGGAGAUAAAGAACAAACAGUAGCUAAAUACAUGGUCACAGUUCAAGGUCCAGUGUCUCCAGUUGAUCUGAAUCCAGACUCUGUGUCCAUCAGCUCAGACUCCUGUAACCUCACUGUGACCUGCAGCACAGAGGACUCACACAUCAGCAGCACUUUCACAUGUGACACCAAAACCUGCUCUCAGGAGGGAGGAGACCAGUCAAAGGUCACCAACUCUGGUGCUUCCCUCCAUGUCCACCUGCUCAAUGACGCAAUCAUCUGUAACCAUAGCAACCAAGUCAGCUGGACUCAGAAGAAGACACAGCUUCAGCAUCUCUGUUCUCUACAUGGCGGGUCCAGUGCUGUGACUGAUGGGUUUGUGAAGAGAGGAGAUGAGGUACUUCUGGAAGUCAUGGAUGAUGCUACAAAGGAAUUUGAUUUGUUUGUCUGGACAUUUAAUACAAGCAAAGUUUUAGUAAUAUAUUCACCUGGUGGAAAACCAAGAGUCUCUGAAAGUUACACUGGAAGAGUUGAGUUCUCUGUGGAAAAUUACUCAGUGAAAUUGAAGAAUCUACAAGAUGACGACAGUGGAGUUUAUACAGCACGUGUGGUAGGAGAUAAAGAACAAACAGUAGCUAAAUACAUGGUCACAGUUCAAGGUCCAGUGUCUCCAGUUGAUCUGAAUCCAGACUCUGUGUCCAUCAGCUCAGACUCCUGUAACCUCACUGUGACCUGCAGCACAGAGGACUCACACAUCAGCAGCACUUUCACAUGUGACACCAAAACCUGCUCUCAGGAGGGAGGAGACCAAUCAAAGAUCACCAACUCUGGUGCUUCCCUUCGUGUCCACCUGAUCAAUGACGCAAUCAUCUGUAACCAUAGCAACCAAGUCAGCUGGACUCAGAAGAAGACACAGACUCAGGAUCUCUGUCCCCUACAUGCUGGGUCCAGUGCUGUGACUGAUGUGUUUGUGAAGAGAGGAGAUGAGGUACUUCUGGAAGUCAUGGAUGAUGCUACAAAGGAAUUUGAUUUGUUUGUCUGGACAUUUAAUACAAGCAAAGUUUUAGUAAGAUAUUCACCUGGUGGAAAACCAAGAGUCUCUGAAAGUUACACUGGAAGAGUUGAGUUCUCUGUGGAAAAUUACUCAGUGAAAUUGAAGAAUCUACAAGAUGACGACAGUGGAGUUUAUACAGCACGUGUGGUAGGAGAUAAAGAACAAACAGUAGCUAAAUACAUGGUCACAGUUCAAGGUCCAGUGUCUCCAGUUGAUCUGAAUCCAGACUCUGUGUCCAUCAGCUCAGACUCCUGUAACCUCACUGUGACCUGCAGCACAGAGGACUCGCACAUCAGCAGCACUUUCACAUGUGACACCAAAACCUGCUCUCAGGAGGGAGGAGACCAGUCAAAGGUCACCAACUCUGGUGCUUCCCUCCGUGUCCACCUGCUCAAUGACGCAAUCAUCUGUAACCAUAGCAACCAAGUCAGCUGGACUCAGAAGAAGACACAGAUUCAGGAUCUCUGUCCCCUACAUGCUGGUGAGACUGACAGACUGAUUAAAUAAAUGAAAUGAGUGGGUUUGAAGUAUCUUUUGAAAGUCAGUAGUUUUACAGUUUAAGUUUAUUUAUACUUAUUAGGGUUCAGUCGAGCAAUUUAGAUGCAUAAAAGACAUUUGUUCUCUAAUUUUGUGUCUUGAAAAUAUAAAUUUGUUUUAAACUCAUUUUAAAUAUAAAUGAAGGCAUCUGUUAAGACAUUUAGACACAGAACCAGUACAGUCAAUCAGUAAAUUGUCCACUGAUGCUGAGUUUUGUUUGGGUUUUCUUGUAAAAUAAUAUCCACUUGUAGUGAGACUUAAACUGUUCACCUCUGGACUAAACAUCUAUGUUUCUGUUCAUCACCACAGAUUAACUAGGAAAACUGUUUUAUUUCUGAAUUUCUAGGACAUAGUUGCUCAAAGGUAAAGCUUCCAAGACAUAACGCUGUACAGGGUCUGAACAUCGCCUCGCACCCUAUUAGUGCAAUUGUCAUUCCUGUGAUAGCUGUUGUUGUCCUUAUGAUGCUUGUUGCAUUUUACUGCCAUCGUAAGUUAUUGUAUCUUUUUUAUUUAUUACAAAACAGAAAGAUGAAUCUAUUUUAUUACCUGCUGCCUCACCCAUUAGUACUGUUUAUUCAGCAAUCCAGUAACACUAAUCAUACAGUUAAAGUUAUUCUGUAUUUAGUUUUCAUGGUAGUUUACAGCUGUUCUUCAGAAACAACAAAUGUUGAGACAAGCACCUGUGUUUUAGAGCCUCUAGUCUAUGUGCUGCUUUAAGAUCAUUCGUUCUCUGAAUCCUUCACUUGUGAUCACCCACAUUAUAAAACAUCACAUAUGGAGACUUUAAGUGUGUGUCUGUGUGACAUAAGAGAUAUUAACACAUGCAUGACAUUUGGACUCCACAGGAACAACUUUAGAAGUUCAUUAAUACCUUCAGUGUGCCAGCUUCUUCUCCUCAUAAUAAACUGAUGAACUUACUGAUGAAUUCCUGACUUUCUGAUGAAAUAGUCUGUUUAUUGUUCAUGUUUCCUGACUUGUAACCAAAUUGGCCUCGGGUCCAUAGAGUGCAUAUUAAAGAUGUACGGCUCCUCUAAAGUGACGCCAAAGCAGCUAGAGCUCCCCCUGGUGACUGACUGCAGUAUAGGUCUUAAACUAAAACGCGAAAACUAAAACAAUAAAUUACACUUCAAAUAGCUGUUUUUCAAUGAUGGUUUCUGCCUUUUUAGGUAGUUAAUAUAAUACUGGUGCAUGUUCAAGUGUCCAGGUAACACGAUGAACUAAUGAUGAAAGCAAAAACAGAAAUAAAUCACUGCUCAUUAGCAUGAAAACUAAGAAUAAUGUGAACACAAGACUGAGGCCAAAUCUGCACUCAUUGUCUUAUGAUGUCAUGCUAAUAGAAACGUGUACUUUCUCAAGGAUAGGGUACAGAUGAUCAAACACUUGUAAAAAUGUUGACUGUCUUUUUAU